AUGUACACUACAAACUAUUCGUUAUAUGAUAGUAUUCGUGUUCCUCGAACGUUUCUUCAUCAUGAAACAGUACGAACAAUUCAGGUGUGUCGUCCAUGGGAUGGUGCUGUUGACUCGGGUCGUUUGUACGCAUUGAGGCCGUGCGUUCGAGUCUCAUCACUGGGUGUGUUCGUGUGUUUGUCACGAAGAAUCUAUUGGGCUUGUGACAAGAGUCCGUUGAGUGGGCAUCGUCUGCGACGUAUUGUACCGAUGAAAUUGGUCAUUAACGACACUUUCGAAACACUUUCGGCCGGUUGUGUGGGCGCAAAAAAUAUUGAUGCGUUGACCGUAUGCCGUAAUAACGAAGUGUUCAUCUAUCGGUUGAAAAAUCGCAACUUUUGCUCACUACCCGCAUUUCCAUCAUGCUACGGCUCGACGAUGGUACAGUUGAUCGCGUUGAACACAUCAGUGUACGUGUUGGACAGUUCAGGAUGUAUCUACAUGAAGAGAAAUUUGGGUGAUGUGACGCCGUUUGGAUCCGAGUGGUUUGUUCUCAAUACUGGAGAUUGUGGAUCACCAAUUGUAUCGUUUGCGGUAACAAACGUAUCGAUUUGGGUGUUGACAGCCGAAGCGAGUGUUUUUAUGAUGUCGACAGAAGACGGAAAGAAUGUUGAUGAGACGUCGUUGGGCAGCAGUCGGAAACCGGAAUGGAUCCAAGUGAAGACACCAUUAGGCGGAGACGUCUCAUUCGACCAGAUUCGAGCUUCUUGUUCCGGUAUGUACGUUUGGUUGUUUUCAAGUGUGGCUGGGCGUCUGUGGGCCCGAAAUUCGGUUUCCAAACAAUCGCCUACUGGGAAAUCAUGGUCGGAGGUAAGUGUCGAAGAAAAUUGUCUCUGGUGA
Messenger RNA from Anisakis simplex (herring worm), 879 nucleotides. Lineage: Eukaryota; Metazoa; Nematoda; Chromadorea; Rhabditida; Anisakidae. The record is from the annotation of a GenBank genome assembly.